GGACAGUAUAGAUACGAUCGCCGUACUCGUUCGAGCGUUCGACGUGCGAGAAAACGGAAUAAGAGAGCAAGAAGAGGAAUUCGCGAGGAAGCGCGAGAAGUGAAGAUCGGUCUCAAGUGCACUCGUCUCGUCCGGAAGAUCCGCAAGAAUUAUUAACGUCAACCAUGUUCAAACUCGCGAUAUUCAGCGCUCUCUUCGUGGUGUCGACCUUCGCUGCACCGAUGUCGGACGACGCGGCCGCAGCGCCGUCACCCUCGCUCUUUGAGGAAGCCUACAACUUAUACGCUUCUUGUUCCGGAGAAUCGAGCAUGGCGGUGUGUCUCAAACUGAAGGCUCUGAGUUACGUCGACCGAGUCGCUCGCUCGGCCGACAUCGAAGUCAUUGACGGUUUCAAGAUUGUGCAGACCGAGGAGGCCAAGAACAGCCAAGCUGAUGCAAGAUCUCUCAAUGAUAUUGAAAGUACCUUACCUGCUGAGGCCGACGCCAAAGAGACAGCAAUCGACCAGGCUCUUGUCGAUAGAGCUGCCAAGUUCUUGUCCACGCACACCGUUGAGUUGAGUCUUCCCGAGGACGUCUCUCGCUCCUUCGAUGAAGCUCGCGGUAAAAAGAAGAAGAUCGUCAAAUCCCUGCUGCCCAUUCUUCUGCUUCUGAAACUGAAGGCCGCCGCUCUUAUUCCAAUCGCUCUCGGUGCCUUGGCUCUGAUCGCGUUCAAGGCCCUCGUCAUUGGCAAAAUCGCUCUCAUCAUCAGCUUGAUCAUCGGUCUGCAGAAACUUCUUGCUCACAAACACACAAGCUACGACGUCGUCGCUCACCCCGUUCACGACUACGGACACGACGUUCACCAUGACCACCACGGCUGGGCGAGAUCGGCGGUAGCUUCUGAUCUCGCGUAUAAAGCGUACAAACCCUCUCAAUAGCUCAAUGUCGUGUACAACCUCUCUUUCUUCUAACUUUCUACCUUUAUUCGCCAAAGUGAUUGUCCCUAACCCGGCGAUCACCUGAGGGCGGCGUGGCUCGGCUUCUCAGGGAUCCAAGCAAGUUCAGCUCAACAACAAAGACGCCGAUGCGAACGAUCGGACUGAUCGAAUUCUACGCGGACAAAUGACUGUUAGACGUAGUAGACAACGAGCUCUGGAUUUUUGUAAAAAAAAAAAAAAAAAAAA
Molecule: messenger RNA, 1163 nt
Organism: Pseudomyrmex gracilis
Lineage: Eukaryota; Metazoa; Arthropoda; Insecta; Hymenoptera; Formicidae
Gene: Osi9
Exons: 3
Coding region: 165-917 (250 amino acids)
Source: RefSeq, a predicted model, not a curated record